CCGAUUGACUGAUUAUCAUGAAUAAUUGUCAAGGUGGUUGGAUUGCCAGCUACGACGUAGUUUUAUUAACAGUUGGAAUUUUCCUAGUUUCUAUUUCAAUUCAUGGUCAAACGGUCAAGUUGGUGAAGUUAACAGGAUGUCGGACAUUCCUGAUUACACUCGCAAUGUGUCACUCAGACUGUCUAAAGUACUUGAUGAGAUUGGAGUGAACGAAAGAAUGGUAAUAAAAAGAAGGCGACUACAGCUUAUGAAUGAAACAUUACAUACGAUAACAACCCAAUUAUCACAGGGAGAUGCGAAUGUGUAUCACUUAGGUAGUAGAGUAGAAGGUACUACAACACUUGGGCUAAAUUCUGACAUAGAUUUUCUUUUCACACUUCCCGGAUACAAAGUGAUAGAAGACUGGAAUGAAUGGGAACCUGAUAGAGGAAACCUGUUAAUGAUACAGGAUGAUACCGUAUCACCAGGAUAUUGCUUAUUACAGAUCCUGAGAAAUGAUGCUCCACUUUCAGAAGAUAAUGUGUAUGAUCAGUACUCGUAUAGAGAUAGAAUAGGAAGAGUACUACUUAAGAAUUCAAUAAAUAAUCCAGCGGCUGGUGAUGGGCGUGUUAGACAUGGUCCCGCAAAAUCAAGAAAGGCAAGACUUGGUUUCGUUAGUCAAGACAUUGUCCUUGCAAUUACUUGUCAACAAUGGCCAUUACAAGCCAGACGUUGGAUUUAUCAGCAUGGUGAAGGCCAAUGGCCUACAUAUGAUAUGAAACAAUAUUGUAAAGAUACGGGAUGUUUCGUUGUAGGAGUUGGAAGCAAAGGCAGUGUUAAUGAAGAACUUGAAUGGAGAAUAUCCACUUCCCUUGCUGAGAGAUAUCUGAUGUUUAAUCUUAAUAUAACACAAAUCAGAUGCUAUGUCUUAAUGAAAAUGAUUUUAAAAACGUUUAUAACUACACAAUGCCCUGAUAGCAUUUCAAGUUACAUGUGUAAAACGGUCAUGUUUCAUUGUAUUUCAAGUACAAACAACAAUACUUGGAACGAAAAAACCUUGCUUAUUUGUUUGAAUUAUUGUCUUAUAGUACUUUACAAUUGUGUUCUAAAUGAUAACUGUCCGCAUUUCAUCAUCCCAGAGAACAAUUUAAUGGCGAGACGUUUUACUCCAGUAACAAAACAAGUCAUAGUAGAUAGACUUCGUUACAUUAUUAACAGUAACGGCAGUGCUUUACUUGAAAUAGAAUGUGAUCAACUUGGGAACAGAAUUAAAUACACAUUUUUGAGAUUCGUAGAGAUUGCUUUAGAGAUUGAGAGGUCUUGUGUGAUUUCAGGACAAGUGGUUAAAUAUACUGCCAAUGUAGUCAAUAAAUGUUGCAUGGCUAUUCUGAUUAAAAUGAAUAGAAUCAAUAACACCAGACUUUUAUUUCAAACAUUACGUAAAUACCUAAUCCUAAUGAAAGUAACUCAUAACAUGAACCAAGGGCAAACUAAAGAAGCAUGUAGAACAAUGGCUAAAUUUCUGAGCUUACAUUUAGGAUCCACGCUAGCUUCAAUUAACAUACAAAGAGAAGGUGUUGUGUGCCGAGAAUCUACCGAUUUGGUGUCAUUAGGCCUAAACAUUGAUGUAGCAUAUGGAAAACUGAAACUAGCAUCAAUUUUCUAUUGUACUGGAGAUUUUGAAAGGACAGAGCUUAUUUUGAAAAAUAUCGAAGAAAAGUAUGAUCUCAAUGUAGUUGAACCAACAUGUCAUUGCUACGCAUUUGAAAACUCUGGAGGUAAGAGGGCAUUCAAUAAGUUAUGUUAUGAAGCAGAUUAUGAAUAUAUAUUGUUACAGAGUAUAACUGCAUCAUGUGUCAGGUUUCUUCGAGGUGAAAUAAAUUGUUGUCCACAGGAAUUCCAACAUGAAAUGUUCAGAUCAUCACAGCAAGACCUUCCUUAUAGAAGUGAAGACGAUGAAUGGAUGGAUAUGGCUUUUGUAGAUUCUCUACCUUAUUUAUACUUUCUUCAAUAUAAGACAUAUUCUAAUCUCAGAAGGCAUCAGGAUAAACAGACUGCAAUUUUCAACAUUGCAAAAUGCAUUGUAAAGGAGCCAAAUUUCGGACAUAAAGAAACAGCGCUUAACCUUCUAGGUCAGUGUAUGGAACAAGAAAACAAAUUGUAUGCUGCUUUAGAGUGCUAUCUGUUAUCACUGAAAAUACGAGACAAAAAUAACGCUGCUAAGCUUCAUAUCUGUAGACAACUAAGCUCAAUGUUGGGUCCAAGCUUGCAUUAAAAUAAAAUUGGAAACAUUUA
This is a messenger RNA of Ruditapes philippinarum (Manila clam), 2274 nucleotides long. RefSeq lists its product as uncharacterized. Bases 137 to 2254 code for a protein of 705 amino acids. Lineage: Eukaryota; Metazoa; Mollusca; Bivalvia; Venerida; Veneridae. The transcript is spliced from 2 exons. The record is from RefSeq and is a predicted model, not a curated record.